GCCGCCGUUUGCCACCACAGUCCUGGUCACAGAUGAAGGAAACGGUUUCGCUUUCCUCUGCGUCACCCACUAAGCAGGUUGUAGAUCCGUGGCAAUCGUCAAGACCAAAAUUGAGUAGGAGAAAGGACAAAGCACUACAGGAGCUGCAAAGGACUUUUAGGAGGAAGAUUCAAGAACUUGAGCGGAAAGACGGAAGUGGAGGUGGAGGAGGAAAUGUCGAUAGCAAAGCUGAAGACGAGGAUAGUUCAAGCAAAAAUGCCGAACAGGAAUCUUCGGCCUUUUCUAACUUUCUUGGGUUUUUUGGGGUUUCCACGACUACAGAACAUGCUGAACAAGCUUCUCCUUCGAAAAUAGUUGAGAAAACUAGCGUGGUUGAUCCUCGACGCCUUCACAGUGCAAAGAAACUGCACAAAAAGUUCGAUCGUAAAGUCAAGCAUGAGGCACCUAGAGAUUUUAUAGCAUCGAAGAAUAACACUUCUAACAACUCCAAGUCCAACAACUCCUCAUCUUCCUCUUCAGCAUCAAGAAGUUCAAGC
This is a messenger RNA of Amoebophrya sp. A25, 536 nucleotides long. The record is from the annotation of a GenBank genome assembly. Lineage: Eukaryota; Dinophyceae; Syndiniales; Amoebophryaceae.